Molecule: messenger RNA, 1522 nt
Organism: Aphanomyces invadans
Lineage: Eukaryota; Oomycota; Saprolegniomycetes; Saprolegniales; Verrucalvaceae
Exons: 11
Coding region: 13-1482 (489 amino acids)
Source: RefSeq, a predicted model, not a curated record
GUGAUUGUGAGGAUGGGCGACGGCAACGCAUUACAUGCGCCGAGAUCGCGACGCCCCGAGGACGGGAAUGCGCGCGAGCGGCCGAUUCCACCUGUCCCGGUCGCGAACCGCGUUUUCUGCACCUUUAGCGACUGCCCGCAGUGCGCGCAUGGAUUCAACGAGUCGUACCUGAGGAGCUACCGUCCCAACGGACUCAAGGUUUUGAGAUGCUUUCCACACUGCUGUCCGACCCACAUGCUCAACAGUACGUGCGGCACGUCCGUCAUGAUGCAAAUCGCGGGACAGUUUUCCCCGACCGAAGCGCUGUCGUUCGUGACGUUUGCUCGAUUUGAAACGACGAUGGACCCGCCGUCGUUCCACGUCGGCAACUGCGUCCCAUUUGCCGAGUUUGCCGACUCGGAUUCGAAAUCGUCGCCGUGGUAUCCCGGCGCGCUCUCGACCAACUCUGCCGACGACGACCUCCUCAUGCGAUACACAUUCAACGAGCACAUGCAGCGGCCGUGGAGCUACGGGUGGACGUCGAGCGCGAGCGCCGCCCUUCGCAACACAUUGCACGUGUUCAAGGCGUAUUUAUUGUGCUCCAACGGCAACGAUACCCUCGUUGUUGUGGGGAUGGCGCAGUCCCAGGCAUUUUCGAUCGUGCCGUAUAAAAGUGCGGUGGCCGACCGGAAACUGCAUCGACCUACGUCGUCGUCGUUAGCACCACCGCAGCCACCGACAACGGCGCCAUCGCGUACGGUGGCGCCCAGUGGAUCCUUCUCCUGCGAGUUUGUGCCAUGCGCUUGUGACAAGCCCCAGUUUACGUCGAGUUACAUCCGAUGCAAUCGAUCAAAUGGCCGAAAACAACUCCGGUGCUUUCCCCACUGUUGCCCCGAACACAACUUGCACUGCAGCUGCGGGGGACCGAUCGCGGUUGCGGUGGACAUGACCCACCCGAUCGAAGGCGAGAUCGUCAUGUAUGCCCAUGGCGAGCGGGUAGAUGAUGCCGAGUUUGCGCUAAACCAAGUGGUCGCGCACGAUGUGAUUCUGUCACGACUGCACGAACCUGGUCAGAACGACCGCGGGGACUGGGUCCCUGGCAUCUUUCAACCAUCGCAGUCGACAGAGCGACGGUUGGUCUUCAAUUUGAAUGAAAACUCGACGCAUUUGGGGUGGCCGUACAACUGGAAAGGCAGCGCGACCAAAGUCGACCGCAACCAACAGCACGUGUUGAAGGCGUAUGUCUUUCAGCUGUCACCCGACAACACAGCGCUUCGCGUGCUCAACUGGAUUGCGUCGACGCCGUUCACGAUGUCGUCGUUUCGACGCAGCAACACAACGCCAACAUCGCGCACGAACAAGUACAUUCAAGUCAUCCCGACCGAAAUUACAGAUCAGUCGCUCCAGGUGCUGCGGAAGAAGGUCCCGGCCUCACGCAAGCGACAGCAUGACCAUGUCGAGUUGCCCACAACGCUCCUCAACGAAAUCAACUCUGCUGGGUAGACAUGUGUCUCGCGCUGUCCUCGUAAUGGAACGCACACGU